This is a messenger RNA of Cladophialophora bantiana CBS 173.52, 900 nucleotides long. RefSeq lists its product as uncharacterized. The record is from RefSeq and is a predicted model, not a curated record. Bases 1 to 900 code for a protein of 299 amino acids. NCBI's taxonomy places the organism in Eukaryota, Fungi, Ascomycota, Eurotiomycetes, Chaetothyriales, Herpotrichiellaceae. The transcript has 6 exons.
AUGUCCAGCCAGUCCAACUUCCUCGACACGACCGACUGGCCCUUGCAAAAAUCACCUCGACAAGAUAGUAUAACAUCGUUGGAUACUCCUUCAGAUACUGCCAGCGUCCACUUUACCAAUAUCAAUCUGCCGCCCACUCCAGCCCUCUCGGGGCACGGUGAUAGAAGUCGACAGUCGAGCUGCUCGUCAGAACAGAUAGUUCACGUCCCUUUGAAGAAGCCGGUCAACAUCUCCUUCAGCAAGGGUAGCAAACUGUUCAAGUUGAAAUACUCGCAAGUCCAACUUCGCAGAGAUGUGGCGGGUCACCUCAAGCAGGUUGAGCUGAGCGACCCGGCGGGCCUGCAAACCACAUUUAUUCACUCUUUUCCUGGCACAAAGAUGCCCAUUCCCCAUCUCGAGACCCCUGUCACAUCAAGCACCAGCCAUAUCUCUCGGGUAUCGUUUCUUGAGGAACAGAAUGUGCGGAUGGCAUCGACCUUGUUUCAGGCACAACCUUCAUAUACCUUUGAAACAUGGGAAGAUUGUGUACACUUCCAGGAAGCCUUACUCAGUCAAACAGUUGUCUUCACGGCGGGUAUUGCAGAGGCAAAGUCCAAAGGAAGAGGCGAAGAAUGCAUUAGUCAGAAUCUGCGCAUCCUGCGUUCGCGGACGGGGAAGCAGAUCAUUCUUUUCUUUGCCAAUUCACAACGAAAAGAAAAGAAGCGGUACAUCACUGUUCCCCUUGAUUGCAUCGAUCACAUUGAACAGAGCAAGAAAACAGGUCGGCCGAUGACUGUUUCAUUACGACCUAAUUUCGACUUGCUGGCACAAUUGAAGGCGCUUCACAUUACAUUCCUUGACGACAACGACCAAAAGAAGUUUUUCGGCUUGUUAUGUCACGGCGUCGGUUUCCAGGGAUGA